This is a messenger RNA of Saccoglossus kowalevskii, 2133 nucleotides long. RefSeq lists its product as uncharacterized. The record is from RefSeq and is a predicted model, not a curated record. Lineage: Eukaryota; Metazoa; Hemichordata; Enteropneusta; Harrimaniidae.
CGCGAAGGGAAAAUCAAAAUAUUUGUAAAUAUAAGGAUAUUUGAAAAUUAUGCAGCUGUCAUCUGGAAUUAUGUUGCCUGUAUGUUUCAGCGCUUCCCAACGGUAGUAUCGGUUACGUACUUUUUUGUUCAGACUGAUCUCUGGAUCUAAGAACUUAUUUAUACUGAUUGUAAACAACCGUCACUGAUCGAGCUCGGUCCGUCCACUUUCUAAACAUCAACAUGCCGAUCACAAGAGUGCCAAUUGUCCACAAAUUUGGGAUUAUAUCCCAGAGCCAACGAGAAGAACUCCAAGAACGGUUGAUGAAACAGGCUUUUAAACAAGGCGUCAGUAGUGAUAAUCGACGUACAACACGAAAUCCACUAGACAUCACCGAUGAUUUUAUCUCCCAGUACAACUCUGCAUCAACACAUGAUGAAAAAAAGAGAGUUGAUGACAUAGCCACAAAGAUGAUAUCAAGAUCCAGGAGAAGAGCUGGAAUCAAAGAUGGUGGUCAUGGCAAUCAUGUUGAUUUACCAAGAGCCUGGUCUGAGUUAUCCAUAUUGGCACAGUGCCAGGGAAAAGUACAGGAAGAGGCCUUAGAUAUAUUGAUCACAUCGUUAGACCAAGCCCCAGUUAUCAGAGGUCACAUUCCCAGUCUUUUCUUCUUAGCUGAGACGACGCUAUACUGGUUGAGAACAGACGCUAUGACUCAGCCGUAUCUACGGAGUGGAGAAAUCAAAUUACUCAAGAUGGGUCAUUUGGUAUUCACAAGACUAUUCUAUCACCAUAUGUCAGGACAUCUACACGGACACUCCGAGUUCAAAAACCGACUGGUGGCUUACUUAGAAGGUUUCAGUGACUGCCAGGAAGCAUACAGUCCGUAUCCCGGUGCACAUCUCUCAUUGAGAUACAUAUCAGAGGUUGGUAAGAUGAUAAUUGGUGACCACAAAGCCGAUCCCGGUGAAAUCAAAGAAGCCGACAAAAUAGCUGAUGAACAAGCUGCUUACAAAUAUUUUAUUUUUUGUUGGGUCACAGGUCAUAGUAGCUGGAGCUGGAGAAUCAGAUACGCUGCAGUGCAGGGACUGGUCAAAAUAUGCCGUUGUUGCCAAGGAGACAAAGCACGGGAAGGUUUACGCACAGUUGCGUGGAAUGCAUUAAUGCGAUGUAGCAGCAAGGAAAGAGAUGAUAGAGUCUUAGAAGCGCUUAAAGUAGGCCAGGUUGAAGCUGAUCUUGAAGCAAAGAGACAAGAAGGACUUAUUGAUUCACCCAUUGAGAACCUCAAUGCAAAACUCGCUGCAGGCCUUGCGAGUAUCUACUUGCCACCCCUACCACCUCCAGUAGAAUCACCAAAACCCCAUCAGUAUAAAACAAGAAGUAGAAAAACACCAUCACCUACUGUUCAAUCCCCAGGAAGAGUUCAAGUCAGACCAACAUUAAGAGAGGAGAUUAUGCUUUCCAUGGCACUGUAUGAAUCACCUGUCGAGUACAACACAAGGACAUCGCUAGAUUUGAAGAGAAUCGUUGAAGACCAGUGGCGGAAGGAGCUACAGAAGAAACUAGACGAAGAAGAGAAAUUUAAAGAGAAAGAACUGGAAGAAAAACGUGAGCAAGAAGAAAAACUACAGAAAGAAAUUGAAACUAAGCGCGAGGAGAAACUUAAUAAGAGAAGUCAUUCUGCAAAAAGCUCUCAUAAAUCCAGUCACUCUGUAAAGUCUCCAUCUGUCUAAAGUGGCAUCUUGUUCCCAGAAAUACUUUCUAAAUGUAACAUCAAUAAUAUGCGCUGUACUGUUUAUGUUUAUUAUAAACCACUCCAUCUUUAUUUGUGUAAUUUUAUGUACUUAUGCAAAUGGAAAUUACCCUUUUUUGAUUGCAUUGUGUUUAAAAUAUACAGUUGCAGACAAUUCAAAUUUUGGUUGAAGAUAUUUCUGCAAUGCAUGUAUUGAGAGACGAUAUAUUAACUUUGUUUUGAUAGCAGAAAAGUUUCUAAUAACAAAUUAUUACAUUUUAUCACAUUUUUGUAUACAUAUUGUAAUUAUUGUGAAUAUUUUUUUAAUGAGCAGAUCUCAUAAAAUGUGUAUAUUUUCUGUUUUUACACUCUCUCUGUAUAUCAUAUCAUAUCAUACCCUUGUAAUAUAUAAGUUUAUCAAAUAA